Molecule: messenger RNA, 1826 nt
Organism: Plectropomus leopardus (leopard coralgrouper)
Lineage: Eukaryota; Metazoa; Chordata; Actinopteri; Perciformes; Serranidae
Source: RefSeq, a predicted model, not a curated record
GCUUCAGGUUGCUUCACAUUAUGGCUGGUGUUGUGGCUAUGGCAUCUGUCAUUGAGGACUUUGACACUCAGCCUUGCAAGAAAUCUCGCAAAGAUGGUGGCAGUCCUGUUGUCAAGACAAUCACAAACUAUUUCUCACCUGUGCCCAAGCCUGUGGAGAAACCCUUUUCACCUCCUCGCUCCAACAACAUCAUGGACUACUUUAGCCGGAAGGCUCCAUCCUCCAAAGAGAAGACCAGCUCACCUGAACAGUCGAAAGAGAACCAUCAGACGUCUCAGCUUUCAGAAAAACACACCAGCCCAGAGGCAGCGGUGAAACAGCCUCCUCAGAGACGGAGUAGAAAGGCCAGCAAAGCUGCAAGAAAACUUGUGGAGGCUGAAGCCGUUAGCUCCACAGAGGAGUCGAGCUGUGUGAUUGUAAAGGAACUUGCAGAAGCAAACAGCAGCUGUGGUGUUUUUGGCAGUGAUACAGCAGCCCUGAUGGCCCAGCUCAGUGCUGAGGAAAAAUCAGAGAGGAAUGCAACUAAAACUGUCGAUGAUGAUCAGGUUAAAGAAGAUGAAGAUGGUUCCAAAUUUAAGAACAACGUCAAACUUAAUCCAGAACUGAACACUAUUGAAUUAUCUCCAAUUGUCGCUUCAAAAGAUAAAGCAAAACAAGUCAAAGCCGCAGCGCGAAAUUCUAGGAAGGCAAAGCAGUCAGAAUCGGAGGAGAAGGAAAAAGAGAGCUCCUUGUGUGAUGUUAGUAUGGAGGUCAAUGUGGAUGAGACCUCUCAGUUAAACAACAGCACGGUAACAAUCUCCUUUGAGGAUUUUGUGCGGAGUCAGGGCGGAGGUGAAGAGGACAUGGAAGACGCACAGGACAAAGAGGAUGAAAGUAAAAUCACAUCAGAGGCAGAAGAAAUGGACACUGACCAGUUGGACAUCUCAAAAGCUGAAGAAAAGGUUGGAGAGUCACCUUUCCAAGUCUCACCCCGAACUGUCACCAUCCAGGCUGAAGUACAUGUAGUCUCACCCAAACAGGACAAAACCAACGCAGGGCAAAAGUUGGCCUCCAUCUUCAACAGAAGAAAAGGGGCAACGAGCCCUGCAGAGGUGGUAUCGUCUCCUCAUACAGAGACCACACACCAACCCCCGUCUGCCUCUCUGACUGUCAAGCGUAAAUCCAACGUGGUUCUUCAAGAGGAAGAUCUAGAGCUGGCCGUGCUGGAGAGUGAAUCCACGCCCAAGUGCAGUGAGGCAGAGAGGAAGCAGUUCAUGGCCGCCUUCAAACAGCCCAGCCUGGACGGGCCCAAAACCAAACCUGGUAAGAGCCAGGGCAAGAAGCAGCAAGGAGAGAAGGCUUUGGACGAUGCAGACAAAGUUGCAGAAGAAGACGCUGCAAAUCCAGCCUCUGUUGAGCAGGUCCCUGCAGUCUCUCAGGAAAACAAAGCAGCCAACAAGAAACCAGCAAGAAAAGCCAAAAAGAAACCAAUAGAACAAACGGAGGCAGUCACCAGCUCACCCGCCGCUGCUCCUGUGGAAGAAACGGCGGCCACAGUAAUCGAGAUAGAUGAUAAAACAGAAGAGCCUCCCAUCACUUCAACUCCCUCCGUCCCAGCAGUGAGGAGGUCCAGACGAGAGGCUGUAGUCAGGCAAGCACCUGAGUCCACCCCAACAACUCCAGUCAGGAAAACCAGGAAACACAACCAGUCAAAGGAUGCUGCCGCCGCUUUACCCAGUGACAGCCCCGCAAAGGUGUCCACCCCAAAGACGCGAAAGUCCAAGCGUGGCGUCUUUGUAGCAGAGAUAGUGUGCCCACCGGACUCAAAAGAAAGUCCAAUCAGGUAA